This is a messenger RNA of Oncorhynchus tshawytscha (Chinook salmon), 1615 nucleotides long. Its product is annotated as secreted frizzled-related protein 5. Gene Ontology annotation, biological process: canonical Wnt signaling pathway; non-canonical Wnt signaling pathway; negative regulation of canonical Wnt signaling pathway. The coding region runs from base 492 to 1484 and encodes 330 amino acids. The transcript is spliced from 3 exons. NCBI's taxonomy places the organism in Eukaryota, Metazoa, Chordata, Actinopteri, Salmoniformes, Salmonidae. Gene Ontology annotation, molecular function: Wnt-protein binding. The record is from RefSeq and is a predicted model, not a curated record.
CUGCUCCACACACACUGCUAGACACAGACAGAGAGAGCAGGAGAGAGGUAGAGGUAGAGACAGAGGAAGAGACAGCUGUGGAGUGAGAUACACAGAACUGCAAGGAGAGAGCAAUAGAGAGAUAGAGUUUAACAGAGAGUUAGAGAGACGGAAAAGAGGCACACACAGCACUCCCCCUCCACUCACCCCUCGUCUUACCCUCGACCCUUGUCUCCCUUCUUACGACCACCUGAGGCAGAGACACACAGCUCUACAAGCGCAGGGGGGAGAGGACUGGACACACACUAACACACACUCAUUUUCUCUCUGCUGAAAGAAGACAGGAAUACACACUUUCUUUUUGUUUUCUGUCUCCGCUUCUACUCUCGUUCUUGGACAGGAAAAAAGGAUUCCAGUUUGUUUCUUCAGCACAAAGACUUUUCCUUUAUCCUCCAGAAGUCCUGAGUCACGUUGGGCCUCCUUUCUUUCUCCCUCUGAGAGCUCAGAGCAACAUGGCACAGGGACAAAAGAACCACAGCCACAGCAAGCAGGAGCGGAGGGGACCACUACUCACUAACCCCUUCUCCACCGUGGCACUAUCCCUCUCACUGUCCCUCCUCCUCCUCCUCCUCACCUCCCCCGCCUCGGCCGCUGAUGAAUACGACUACUACAGCUGGCAGUCGGACAACUUCCACAACGGUCGCUUCUACACCAAGGAGCCGCAGUGUGUGGACAUCCCUGCCGAUUUACGCCUCUGCCACAACGUGGGCUACAAGAAGAUGCGCCUGCCCAACCUGCUGGACCACGAGACCAUGCCCGAGGUCAAACAGCAGGCGGGAAGCUGGGUGCCGCUCCUCGCCAAGCGAUGCCAUGCGGAUACACAGGUGUUCCUGUGUUCCCUGUUUGCCCCUGUGUGUCUGGACAGGCCCAUCUACCCGUGUCGUUCGCUGUGUGAGGCCGUGAGGGACAGCUGUGCCCCUGUUAUGGAGACAUACGGGUUUCCCUGGCCGGAGAUGUUGACCUGCGAUAAGUUUCCUAUUGAUAAUGAUCUGUGUAUCCCCAUACAGUUUGCUGGGAACCAGGCCACCCCAGCGCCAGCAUCUAAAGUCUGUCCUCCGUGUGAUAACCAACUGAAAGCUGACAACAUCAUGGAGCAUUACUGUGCCAGCGACUUUGCUAUCAAGAUGAAGAUCAAAGAAGUGAAGAAAGAGAAUGGUGACCGUAAACUCAUCGCCGCUCAGAAGAAGAAGAAGGUGCUCAAGAUGGGUGUCCUGCGUAAAAAGGACUUGAAGAAGCUGACGCUGUACAUAAAGAAUGGAGCAAACUGCCCCUGUGCUCAGCUGGACAACCUUGGCAGUAACUUCCUCAUCAUGGGACGGAAAGUGGACCAGCAGCUGCUGCUUAUGUCCAUCCACAAAUGGGAGAAGAAGAGUACAGAGUUGAAGUUCGCCAUCAAGUACAUGAAGAGUCAGCAGUGUCCCACCUAUCAUACCGUCUUCCAGUGACCUUACUGAUACAACUAUCACAACCCCAGUCUUCCCCAAAUGUCUCCCCCCUCCCCUCUAUCCCUCCAGUCAGUUGUCUCCCCCUCUCCCUCUAUCCUUCCAGUCAGUUGUCUCCCCCUCCCCUCUAUCCC